CUUUUUGCCUUUUUCAUUUAUACUUUCUGAUUUUCUAUUGACCACACUUGUAAUUCCAAUUCUCUAGACAGCACAUGUCAGCCACAGCAAACAACAGCGACAACAGCGCCAGCGCCAGCGGCACCAGCAAGGUCACGUCGACACUGAUGCUCAAGAACGACGGCAGGCCGCCAUGGUAUACGGCAGACGGCAAAAACCUCCCAGUGUAUAUGGUUGGCAUUGCCGGAGGCAGCGCCAGCGGCAAGACUAGCGUGGCCAAGCGGAUAGUCGAAAGCCUCGACGUCCCAUGGGUGGUGAUCAUCAGCAUGGACUCGUUUUACCGGCGACUGGCUCCUGAAGAGUCCAAGCAGGCAUUCGCAAAAACCACGACUUGGACCACCCGUCCAGCUUUGACUAUUGUUCCGCAGUACGACUUUGCGACUCACGCGCCCAGGGACAAGUCGCAGAACAUCUACGGCGCUUCCGUGGUGAUCUUUGAGGGCAUAUUUGCCCUGUACGACCCGGAAAUCCUCAAGAUGAUGGAUGUCAAGAUAUUUGUCGACACUGACAGCGACAUCUGCCUGGCGCGCCGCAUCAAGCGCGAUGUCGCCGAUCGGGGUCGCGAUCCGCUGGGCGUGCUGCAGCAGUACGACCGCUUUGUCAAGCCCGCAUACGACAGCUUUGUCCGGCCUACUAUGAACAACGCCGACGUUAUUAUUCCGCGUGGGCUUGACAACCAGCGCCAGCUAGACGGGAGCAAUGCGACAAUCAUGCGCCCGAUACUCGUUGACCAGUACAGCGCCGCCGACCAGCUCAAGGACACGCUCUUGACUCUGCCGCAGUCCAACCAGACCAUCCUCUGUGACCGCACGACGUCGCGCGAUGAUUUUAUCUUUUACUCGGACCGCCUAUCGCGCCUGAUCAUUGAGCACGGGCUGGGCCAGUUGCGCCUGGAGAGCAAGACUGUCGUGACCCCGAUGGGGCUACCUUACAGCGGCUUCAAGAUUGCGUCAGAUAUCACUGGCGUCACCGUGCUGCGCGCGGGCGGCGUCAUGGAAAAGGCGCUGCGCAGCGUCGCGCGUCUGGCCCACUACGGCAAGAUUCUCAUAGUCGGCGACCCGGUGACGCACGAGCCCAGGCUGCACUACGCCAAGCUCCCGCCGUCGAUCAAGGACCACCAGGUGCUGCUGAUGGACCCGACUAUCGUUUCUGGUGCAAACGCCUUGAUGGCGAUCCGCAUCUGUCUUGACCAUGAAAACAUCGUGUUUGUGUCUCUGCUGGCCACCCCACAGGGUGUCCAUGCCAUCCAGACUGCAUUCCCCACGGUCAAGAUCGUUGUGGCUCUGAUCGACUCUCACAUCGGAACAGACGACCUGCUCAUAGAGUCGGAAAAACGUUUUGUUUUAACCUAA
Molecule: messenger RNA, 1391 nt
Organism: Kickxella alabastrina
Lineage: Eukaryota; Fungi; Kickxellomycota; Kickxellomycetes; Kickxellales; Kickxellaceae
Product: uracil phosphoribosyltransferase-domain-containing protein
Exons: 6
Coding region: 75-1391 (438 amino acids)
Cellular component (GO): cytoplasm
Molecular function (GO): kinase activity; ATP binding
Source: RefSeq, a predicted model, not a curated record